This is a messenger RNA of Camponotus floridanus (Florida carpenter ant), 351 nucleotides long. RefSeq lists its product as uncharacterized. The coding region runs from base 1 to 351 and encodes 116 amino acids. The record is from RefSeq and is a predicted model, not a curated record. NCBI's taxonomy places the organism in Eukaryota, Metazoa, Arthropoda, Insecta, Hymenoptera, Formicidae. The transcript has a single exon.
AUGACCCAACUUUUAACAGGCCAUGGUUGCCUGUAUACUUACUUGUAUCGUAUUGGCAAGGCAAGCACUCCAAUUUGCCCCUUCUGUGAUGAAGAGGAGGAUUCGGCAGAACAUACAAUCCAGAGAUGUUCUGUAUGGAACGCUGAAAGGGAGCUGCUAACAUCUGAGAUUGGCGAGGACUUGUCCCUGCAGACGAUCGUAGAAAAGAUGUGUGAAUCAGAAGAAGGAUGGCUGGCAUUUAACAACUUUGCAGAGGGAGUCAUGUUCCAAAAGGAAGAGGACAAGAAAAAGAGCGUCUCCUUAUCUACGAUGACGACGAUGACGAUGAAUAAACUUUUUUUUUUUUGGUAA